AUUACAGAUGCAUUAAUUGUUAAAUAUUACAGUGUGAUUAGUAAUAAUGCAUCUAUAAACAGCUAAUGUGUAUAUAUAUACUUCUAUAAAUACAGUUAUUGAUAUUCUUUCUCUGACCUUGAAAACAAUGAUAUCCUCAUUGGCUAUAUCCAGAUCAUUCUAACCAUCUCAAACUCAAACUCUCUAUUUAAUACACUGACCUGAGGCAGUGACCAUGAUACAGGCACCAGAAAUGAGGUCAUCAUUAUACCUCCAUGGGAUUUGCUCACUUGGAGGGAACAGAGUCUUCUAGUAAGGUUUAAAAUAGAGCCAGGGUGAUUCCUUAGUGAAUCAGUCUAAUAUACCUUGACAUUUCUGCUGGGUUCACUUCAAAUAAUUGACUUAUUUCUUAGCAGACCCACAUGUGUGCUUAUAAAAGUGCUUGGGCAGCUUUCAUAACGAUGUUACAACAGUAACUCAAGUAUGCUCAGGUCAACGGUGCACCUGAGUUAAAACAGGAAUCAGAAACGGACAGGCCAUUGGGCAUUUUGGGCAAAUGGCAGAUGGGCUGGUCCAUCUUUAGCCCAGUCGAUUGGUUAAAAAAAAUUGUUUGACCUAGAAUUACCCUUAUUUGGAUAAUAAUGGGUGUCUAAAGGAAAAAAAUGUGGCAGUGUGUUAGAAAUGCCCCAAACAAUUUCUGGUAUCAGUCUGUCCCUGACAGGAAGGUUCUCCUGAGUUACCCAAAGAAAACUAUAACAGUUAGCUAAUUCUCAUGGUGUUAUUUUAAUGCAGGGAUUAAGGUGUUUGAGUGUGUUAUGCCUUUUUCACUAUGUGCUAUCAACACAUGCAGUAGUCCAAGAAGCCCAAUUCCUAAAAACAGAUGACAACAUGUGCAAAAUAUAAAGAAAGGCAAAGCAGAGACAAUUUAGUAAAUAGUGGAGGAAUAAGAGGAGUUGGGGAAGGAGACGGGAAGUGAAAACAUUCCAGCCAGAGAGGGAAGCAGAAGAUAAAUCAGGAGAGAAGGUGUGGCCAAUCCAGGCCCACUAAUCCCAAGUGAUCUAGUUCAGCCCCAUUCUCCGCCUCUCGCUAUCAGAUUAGAAGUGUGGGCCAGAAUAAAAAUAAAGGCACCGUAAAGGCAUCUCUCUGUCUCUCUUUAGACGACUCCUCAAACAAGAACAAACACUUGACAAACAUAAAACAUACACCCCUGGUACAAACACGCUUUUGGGUUUCCUCUCUGGAUUAUUUGGGGUGAGGAAUUGUAACAUGGACAGAUCUCCGACCAUACACAUAGCUCUGCUGAAGUCAGGCUGGCUCUGGAGACAGACAUCCAUCUUAAAGCGGUGGAAGCUGAAUUGGUGUGACCUGUGGAUCGAUGGGAGCCUGGUCUUCUACAAGACGGACAGCAGGCGAGAAUUUGAGCACCGAGUGGGUCUCAAGACCAGCUGUGUGAGCGUCAAGUCUGGCCUGGAGAGUGCAGGUCUCUCUCCCCCAGAGAACCACCCAAGUGAGAACAUGGUGGUGGUGCAGCUUAGAGAUGGCUCCACUGUGAUCCUGUGUGCCAACAGUGAGGACGAGGCACUAGCAUGGAAGUUGACAAUUAUAGAGGCGAGACGAAACCCAUUCCCGUAUGACCCAUACGACGACUCGUACCAGUCCGUCCCAAUGGACGGCAACAACACCAUCUACCUCACCCCUGGAUCAGGUACGCACCACAUACUGAUCCAGAGAGACCCAUACGACGGCAUAGGACAGCAGGUGGCACUGGGGCUACUGGCGGGCAUGGCGGCGGGUGCUGCCAUGCGCUCCUUCCUCUGGAUGCCCUUGUUCUUCUGUUGAUAGAGAAGGUCUCUGAUCUGGACCAGGCUGCUUGCUUGGCGCCCUCCCCCAGUGCGCUAGCUCCAUGAGCAGGGAGGCACGGUUGGGAAAUGCCCAGGCUGCUGUAGGCCUCAUUCCUACAAGUCUUUUCUACAAGCCUCAUUCCUACAAGCAGAAUAAUAGUGCACGAAUGUGUGUGUGUGUUUUAAGUUUUAAUGUCCCAUGCACACGUACAGUGAAAUGCCUUUUUUGCAAGCUCUAAC
Molecule: messenger RNA, 2060 nt
Organism: Salvelinus sp. IW2-2015
Lineage: Eukaryota; Metazoa; Chordata; Actinopteri; Salmoniformes; Salmonidae
Product: pleckstrin homology domain-containing family B member 1
Biological process (GO): regulation of cell differentiation
Cellular component (GO): membrane
Source: RefSeq, a predicted model, not a curated record